Molecule: messenger RNA, 309 nt
Organism: Plasmopara halstedii
Lineage: Eukaryota; Oomycota; Peronosporomycetes; Peronosporales; Peronosporaceae
Exons: 1
Coding region: 1-309 (102 amino acids)
Source: RefSeq, a predicted model, not a curated record
AUGGUAGAGCCUUCUACGUUGUUGCCGGAGGAGGAUGCAGAGUACUUGUCUCUGUUCCUCUGCCGAAGGCUCUUCGCUGCUGCUGAAGGAUCAGAUGAUGCGAGAAGGUCGGCAACGAUAUCAUCCCCAAGGAUGAGAGAAGCGGCCUGUCGUGCCGCCGCAGCUUCCUCAUCCUCUUCUGUAAUAUUCUUAUCAAAGAUAGUGCUGAAGCUGCUUCAUUUAACGACUCCAUCUCUUGUUGCCACCACAACGCUCGCUCUCGCUGCUGCUGUAGCUGGUUACCUCGUGAUGGUGGUGGUUAUGGACUGA